Molecule: messenger RNA, 5576 nt
Organism: Leptopilina boulardi
Lineage: Eukaryota; Metazoa; Arthropoda; Insecta; Hymenoptera; Figitidae
Gene: Ptpmeg
Product: tyrosine-protein phosphatase non-receptor type 4
Exons: 18
Coding region: 412-3150 (912 amino acids)
Biological process (GO): protein dephosphorylation
Cellular component (GO): cytoskeleton
Molecular function (GO): protein tyrosine phosphatase activity; protein binding
Source: RefSeq, a predicted model, not a curated record
GCUUAUAGUUUAUGGAACGUCAACUUGUGUAAUUUGCUGUGACUCUUACAAAUCAUUAGAUAUUUUCUUUAAUUAAAUAUAAUAAUUUAUCUUUUAAUCUCGAAAGUAAUUGUGGUUUCCUUAAAUUUAUGACCUUCGAGAAGUGCAUGAGUCACUAGUGUUACUUUAUUUGACACUAAAGAUUCGAGAAACAAUCAAAAAUGUCAUCGAGAACAUACAUUUAGCAUAGUGGUUGAAACAUUUGGCGUUCAUAGGCAGCUUUCUCAUAACUGGUCGUCUUCAUAAGCGACCAAUCUUCUUUUAAUUAAUAGAGAAUCAUCCAACAUUUUCGAGUAUAAGUAUCAUGAAUGUGGUCAAAGUGGUUGAGAGGUGGUGCCGCGAAGGUGGUUAAUUCCCCUUUGCUUUCUUGAGAUGAUUGAAAGUGUAUCACGACGAGCUUUGAGUGGCUCCAGUGGGAGCUACCACGUCCGAGGAGCAGAACUGGCGCGAGACAGGAGAUUGAAGUCUCUUUCAGCAACUGUUGUUUUUCUUGAUGAGACUCAACAUACAUUUCAACUUGAUAAACGUGCAAAGGGACAAGUUCUACUAGAUCUUGUAUUUCAACAUUUAGAAUUAAUUGAAAAAGAUUAUUUUGGUCUUCAAUAUGCGGAAAAUGGGACCAUAAAUUCCUCGAGUCCUAAUCCAGACGUAAUGAGAUGGUUGGACCCUUCUAAACUCGUGAAAAAGCAAAUAAGAAGUAAGGAAUUUUUCUACUUUUUCUCUUCAGGUGGACAAUUUUUCUUUAGAGUGAAAUUUUACGUGUCAGAUCCAAGUAAAUUGCAAGAGGAAUACACUAGAUAUCAAUUUUAUUUACAAAUUAGAAGAGACAUUUUACAAGGAAGAUUGCAACUUCCUUCGAGCACUGCUUGUCUCAUUGCUAGUUAUACUGUUCAAUCUGAAUUGGGUGACUAUCAACCGGAAGAACAUGGUCCAGGUUAUCUUUCCCGUUUACAAUUGAUUCCCGGUCAGAACGAAGAAAUGGAAAAGAAAAUUGCAGAAUUGCACAAAUUACACAAAGGACAGCUGCCAGCAGAUGCUGAAUUCAAUUUUUUGGAUCAUGCUAAACGACUGGAUAUGUAUGGAGUCGAAUUGCAUAAGGCAAGGGAUUCGACGAAUAAGGAAAUACAAUUGGGUGUCACGUCUAUAGGAUUAGUUGUCUUUCAAAAUAACAUCAGAAUCAAUAUAUUUUCAUGGUCGAAAAUUGUGAAAAUUUCCUUUAAGCGCAAACAAUUUUUUAUUCAACUUAGAAGAGAACAGUCGGAAAAUUAUGACACUCUAUUGGGCUUCAACAUGCAAACAUAUCGUAGUUCGAAAAAUUUGUGGAAGGCCUGCGUAGAGCAUCAUACAUUCUUUCGACUUCACAGUCCUAAGAUGAGACCACGACGGUUUCCACUGACAUUGAGCAGUCGAUUCACGUAUUCGGGUCGCACGGAAUUCCAAACAGUUGAGGAUGGUAAACAUCGAGCAAGAGUCGAGAAAACAUUUAUAAGUGUUUCGUGCAGAUCACCGAGUAAACGAUUAGUACACGGUGUAACGCAAGCUCCGACUGUCGAGGAAAAAGGAAAAGUUGUUCCACCUCCCGCAAGACCACCGAGGCCAUAUGACAAUAAAGUACAGUCUCUUGGUGCCCGUGAACCACGUCAAGCAUGGGGUGAAGGAAAUCCCAGUGAUGAUGAAGGCGGUUUUUUAUCAACUAGGGAAGAUAUCACAGCAACGCACACACAGGGUGGGGCAUUUUCUCCCGUUUUAGGAUCUCGAGUCAUUAGUUAUGCUGAUGACGACACGGCUGUCGAACGGAAUAUCUACGAUAUUCCCGAUUACAGUGAACCCGCUAGUUCACCGCCUCCACAGCAAAUUCUAGAAGAUGGUUUAGUGGCAAUUCGAUUAACGCCAGAUGAACAAGGUAGAUUUGGAUUCAAUGUGAAAGGUGGAUUAGAUUUGGAAAUGCCAAUUUUGGUAUCUCGCGUUGCUCCCAAUACACCUGCAGAUCGUUGUUAUCCGAAAUUAAAUGAAGGCGAUCAGGUUGUUUACAUAAAUGGAAUCGAUGUAAAUGGAAUGUUACACGAGCAUGUUGUAAAUUUAAUUCGACAAUCGCGCGAUACUGGCACCGGUGAAUUAACAUUGACAGUACGACCCAAUGCUUUAUAUAACGCUCUUGCUGGCACUGAUGAAAAUUCUGAGGAAGAACCACCUUACAGAUAUGUGCCCGAUGUACCACAUACGGCGGUUGGUUCUGAUGCUCUUGCACAGUCAAUGCUUCUUCUUGCUGAUGGCUUAGCUAGUGGAGCUCUUAUCGCGCAAUACGAACAACUUUAUAGAAAAAAUCCUGAAUUGACAUCGUUGGAGUCAAAGAAGGCGGAAAAUCAAAAUAAAAAUCGAUACAGAGAUAUUUCACCAUACGACGUGACACGGGUAAUUUUGAUGGGAUCAGUGAAUGGUGAUUAUAUUAAUGCCAAUUAUGUGAAUAUGGAGAUACCAGGUUCGGGUAUAAUCAAUAGAUAUAUAGCAACACAAGGACCAUUAUCAUCGACGGUGGCAGAUUUUUGGCAAAUGGUUCUCGAAGCUGGCAGCACACUUGUUGUAAUGUUAACAACGCUAGUGGAACGCGGCAGAACCAAAUGUCAUCAAUAUUGGCCACUUCUUAAUGAAACGCUUACGUUAAGGAACCUCACGCUCACAUCUACCUCGGAAAAAGUGGAAGAUACUUUUGUCUUUCGUGAAUUUAUACUUCGUGAUAUCAAUACAGGUGAAGAGAGAGAUAUAACGCAUAUGCAGUAUUGUGGAUGGCCAGAUCAUGGCGUACCAAAUGAUUGGAGACAAUUUACAACGUUCACUGAACGUGUUAGAGCAGCACGAACAGGAAUUGUGGAACCGGCAGUUGUUCAUUGUUCCGCAGGAAUUGGACGAACUGGCGUUCUUGUUCUUAUGGAAACUGCAUUGUGUUUGAUAGAAGCCAAUCAACCUGUAUAUCCUCUCGAUAUUGUUCGAUCGAUGAGAGAUCAACGAGCAAUGAUGAUACAGAAUGCUAGUCAAUAUAGAUUUGUGUGUGAAGCUGUUCACAAAGCGUACAAUGAAGGCAUUGCAAAGCCACUUCCAGAAUUCAGUAGGUGAGAUUUGUUCACAAAUUUCUCAUUAGAUGUGCGUAUAUCAUUACGAACAAUAUUUAUAAAAAAAGAAAAUGAAUGUGGUCAACACAAUUUAUAUAUAUACGCUGACAAUAACGCUCAUCAAACCUGCUAAAAUAUAAAGUAAAUAAGAGGAAAUAUUUAUUGUGCAGAAAAUUAGAUUUUAAAAAAGAAUUUAUAUAUAUAUUAAGAAAAAAAAUAUCUAUUAGGCUAUUUAUAUUUUUUUCUGAUAGAAUAGACGAAUUGCUUCAUGAAAAAAAAGAAAGAAAAAAGUGCAUUAAUUGUGCAUAUUAAAUAUGUCAACGAUUUAUUAACAUUAUUAUUACGCCCUAGUAAAUUAACAAAAGAAAAAUGACCAUAAAAUGAAAAAAUAAUAAGCUGUCGUCUAAAUAGUAUUCAUUGCAAAAGUGAUCUUUAAAAAUUAAUUUUAUUUAAUAUUAAUUGCUACCAUUAGUUCACUUUUAAUUCUAACUGAACAGAUGAAAAUUUUUUUGUCCCCUAACAAACAAAAGAUAAGAUUUAAUAUCUUUUGGAAAAAUAUUUAAAUCAAAUUAAUUUAUAACUAAAAGCAAUUGAAUUAAUUUGAAUUUGGAAUAAAAAAAAUAAUGUUGUUUUUUUUUUUUGUUCUUUUAAUGUUAGUUUGUAAUUUUAAAAUUCACGCUAUUUAUUUCACUGUUCUAUUAAAAUGUCUUUCAUAAAUUGUAAGUUAAUGAUAGCAAUUAUUCUUAAUUAAUUAUAAUAAUAUACGUAUGGGCUCUAUUAGGUAUAGAAUGAACAAAGUUUUUUCUUAUAAGUAAAAAGAAAAAUAGAAAAUCAUAUUGCCAUUCUUGCUUUAAUAAUUUGAAUCCAAUGGCACAAAUUUACGUCACUGUGCCAAAUGGCACAAAAUAGAUCCAAUUUUAAAAGAAGAAAAAAAGAAUUGUAUUAUCCGAGUUACAGUAAUCGAAUCAAAUUUAGCAAUAGAAUUUUAACAGAUUUUAUUAAUCACACAAUCAAAUAGUAAUAAUUAAUAUUUAAAUCUGAUAUGAAAGUUUUUUUUUAUACAAAAAAGAAAAGAAAUUGUAAAUGGAUUAUAAAAUCCCUUUAUAUUUUUACUAUGCAAUUUAAAUGAAAAAUAAAAUUUUUUCAAAUCUUUAAAGAGAAAGAAAAAAAAUUUUUCUUUUUCAAUCAUUCUCUUCAUUGAAAUUAAUUUAUUGUCAUUUAAUUUUUUGAUUAAUUUUUUUAAUAUAGCAUAUGAUAUAAAAAAAAAGAUAGAGAAAAUAUUUUUACGCUCUACAUUCUCUUUUUUUUUCGUCAAAAAUAAUUUCCCAUUAAAAUAUUUCUCAAUAUUGAAAAAUUCAUUAAAUUUUGAUAAGAAAUUUAUUAAAUAAUAAAAAAAGAAAUGUCUGACAUUAAAAAAAAUUUGGAUAUGAAAAUUUUUUGAACCAAGUUUAACUUGAAAUAGAUUUGAAAUAGAUUUUAAAUAUUAAAAGAAAUAUGUAAGAAAAUUUACAAAGAAACAAAUAUAAAAAGGAAAAAGAAAAUUUUAAUUUAAUUAUAAUUGCAAAUAUAAUAGAAAUAAAAAAAAGAAAUUAUUACCGAGACUUUGAAUGUGAUAAUAAUCACUUUUGUUUUCAAAGGCCCAACAACAGUGCCUUUGUAAAUAAAUUGAUAUUUGAGCGAUUUUAACAUAAUCGCACACGAAUUAAUUAUUUUCUUUUUUUUUUUUUUUUUAAUUAUUAAUAAUAAUAAAUUUAUUUGCAGCUUUUUUUUCAUUGCGUAUAUUAUAUAGUCAAACGUGUAUAUUUUUAUACUUUUAUUUUUGAGCGUAUAUAUACCUUUUAUAAUUUAUGUUCCAACAAUCAUAUGUAAAUAGAGUUUAAUGAAUGUGCAGAAAAAACUUUAUACAAGAUUUAAUUGAACUCUUAUUAUAUUAAUAAAGAAGAUUUUCUUUUUAGUAGACACGCGUAUCAUUGUAUUAGCCAUUGUGAAAUGUUGAUCUUAUAGGCAAAGUAUCAAAAUGUUUUUAAUUAUAAUGCUCCUUUGCGCAAAGCUAUAUUCGCAGCAUUCAAUUUAUAUUAAGAAAAAAAAUAUGAUUGAUUUUAAUUAUGUAGUUGGUUUAAAAAAAGUGUUUAAUUCAGUAUUUGUUAUGUGAAUUGUAAUUUUAUAUUAUAUAUAUAAAAUAUAUGAAAAGAAAAGUGUAGUACAAAGUAUCAAUGACGCUCAACGUCAUUUGUCACUUUUUUGUCCUAUUUAAAGACUAAUCAGAAUUGGAGCAGAUAUCAUAUUAUGUAAUAUUCGAUUUUUCGAUUAAUGCUGUGUAGUUAAGAUGAAAAAAAAUUUACUUGGUAAAAGCAGUCGGUAGCUGUCUAGUCUCGUUAUAAAUUUGUACUUUUGAAAUAUCGAAUAAAAUGCAUUUUACAAAAUGUUUCA